Molecule: messenger RNA, 1806 nt
Organism: Talaromyces rugulosus
Lineage: Eukaryota; Fungi; Ascomycota; Eurotiomycetes; Eurotiales; Trichocomaceae
Exons: 3
Coding region: 1-1806 (601 amino acids)
Molecular function (GO): N,N-dimethylaniline monooxygenase activity; NADP binding; flavin adenine dinucleotide binding
Source: RefSeq, a predicted model, not a curated record
AUGUCUAAGUCUCUUUUCGCAGCGCCAGAUGCUGGCCGGGGUCCAAGAACCGCUUUUGAAAAUGGAUACAACCAAAAGCCCUCUACCCUGGACCCCAGCUACCGGAUCACCGAGCAGCCCAUCGGGACGAAACGCCCGAUCCGGGUUGCCUGUAUGGGGGCUGGCUAUUCAGGUCUUAUGAUGGCAAUUGUGUUCAGCCAGCAGAUGAAAGACAGCAACGCGGAACUCGUCAUCUACGACCGCAAUACAGACCUGGGGGGCACAUGGCUUGAGAACCGAUACCCUGGGUGCAAAUGUGAUAUUCCCGCGCACAAUUAUGCGUAUAGCUUUGCACCAAACCCCGACUGGCCAAAUUACUACGCCACCUCGGAGCAAAUUCACGAGUACAUGCAUGGCGUGGCGGAUAAAUACGACUGCAACAAGUACAUUCGGUACUCGCACACUAUUAAGUCAGCUGUCUGGAAUGAAGACAAAGCCAAGUGGGCCCUGGAGGUCGAGACCAUUGACAAAGCCGUUAUCAAUGAUGAGGUUGAUGUUUUCAUAAACGCCGGUGGCGUGCUCAACAACUGGAAAUGGCCGAAUAUCGAGGGAAUCCAUACAUUCAAAGGCAAGCUAAUGCACUCUGCCCGCUGGGAUCAGGAUUACGACUUCAGCGGCAAGAAGGUAGCAAACAUUGGGAUCGGCUCUUCCGGCGUGCAGAUUGUACCACAGUUAGCAAAGGUGGCCGGUUCAAUGGAUGUCUACAUCCGCACGCAGACCUGGAUUUCCCCAGCACCUGGCAUCAAUGAGCCCACCGAAAAUGACCCGGAUAUGGACACGGAGUAUAACUUUACCGAGGAGACCCUUCAGAUGUUCCAAGACCCUAAGUUACUCCGUGACUACCGAGCUGCCAUUAUGGACCGUCGAAGCAACAAUUUUAAGCGCGCGAUUGCAGAGAGUGACCUCCAAAAACGCGCACAGGAGCUUUUCCGGAAAAGCAUGAAAGACAGAUUGGGCGAUACUCCCAAGGGCCAGCAAGCUGCACAAUAUCUGCUGCCAGAUUUUCCUGUUGGUUGUCGACGCCAGACUCCUGGGCCUGGUUUCCUGGAGGCCUUAACUCAGGACAAUGUAGAAUUGCGCUGGGAUGAUGUUAGCCAGAUUACGGAGAAAGGAAUUAUUACACGCUCCGGGGAAGAAAAAGAGUAUGAUGUUAUCGUGUGUGCCACCGGGUUUGACACCAGUUUUCGCCCCUCAUUUCCUCUUGUCGGACGAAAUGGCGUCAAUUUGGCUCACAAAUGGGAGACCGAUCUGCCCCAGGCUUAUUUUGGGCUGGCGGUGCCAGAUAUGCCCAACUACUUUUCUUUCAUUGGGCCAAAUAGCACCAUCAGUAACGGAUCACUUGUGCUUGGGAUCCAAGCAACGGCUGUUUACAUAUACAAGUGGCUGCAGAAGCUUCAAACAGAGAUGAUCCGUAGUUUCGAGGUACGACAUGACGUCAAUGAUGAGUAUAAUCAGCACAUGCAGCGGUAUCUAGAACGCACCGUGUGGACGCGUGGUUGUCGCAGCUGGUAUAAGCGUGGCACCGUCGAUGGGCCCGUGGUGGCUGUCUAUGGCGGCACAACGUUCCAUUUCAUGGAGGCGAUCAAGACCCCUCGGUGGGAAGAUUUCUACAUUGACCGGCUUCCAGAGGCCCAAGCUAAUCGCUUCGCGUAUCUUGGUGACGGGUUUACUAAAAGGGAGACCCACGGAGGGAGUAUCGGGGCCACGCAAACUAUAGAUUUUGAUGAGUACUGGCGUUUGUUUGUGCUCCCAGACAUCCACGACUGA